Pseudomassariella vexata is the source of this 1311-nucleotide messenger RNA. RefSeq names its product ribosome biogenesis protein Nop53/GLTSCR2. The transcript is spliced from 2 exons. Gene Ontology annotation, cellular component: nucleolus. The record is from RefSeq and is a predicted model, not a curated record. Gene Ontology annotation, biological process: rRNA processing; ribosomal large subunit assembly. Gene Ontology annotation, molecular function: 5S rRNA binding. Bases 1 to 1311 code for a protein of 436 amino acids. NCBI's taxonomy places the organism in Eukaryota, Fungi, Ascomycota, Sordariomycetes, Amphisphaeriales, Pseudomassariaceae.
AUGCCUGUCCUGGAGCCGUUGAGAGGCUCAGCCGAUGCGCCCGCCACUUACAAACAGCCUUCGAGAAAAGGCAAGAAGGCAUGGAGGAAGAACGUCGAUGUCACCGAGGUGCAACAAGGUCUGGUGGAGUUGAAUGAGGAAAUUAUCAAGGGUGGUGUCAUUGCUGAGCGACCAUCUGAGCAGCUUUUCACCUUCGACACAUUCGGCGAUGCGUCCAUCCCGAAAAAGUUCCCAAAGCAUACAUCUAAGCCUCUGAAGUCCGAAGAGAUCAUCGCCGCUCGUUCUCUCGUCCCCGCCGUUGACUCCCGAAAGCGUCCCGGCAUCAAGACCAGUGAUGGCAUUAUUCCUGCAAAACGGCAACGGACCGGAUAUGUUACCCAGAAAGAGCUUGCUCACCUGCGCAGGGUAGCAGAUGGUCAACAGGAAAUGACUGUUGAGAUUUCGGACACUGUGUUCGACCCAUGGACGGCAGCAGCCGAUACACCGAAGGACCCAGAAGCCGUAUACGACUUCAGAAAUGACCAGACGAAGGCUCCGAAAUCUUUUGCCAAAAAGCCCAUUUCACUAGCAGCAAACGGCAAGCCUAUACCGGCCGUAGCCAGGCCGUCAGGAGGAUACAGCUACAAUCCGGCAUUCGAUGACUACGAAGCCCGUCUGACGGCAGAGUCUAAAAAAGCCAUUGAGGCUGAGCAGAGGCGCCUGGCAGAGGAGGAAGCAGAACGCAUGAAGGCGGAGGCGGCAGCCAGAUCAGCCGCCGAGGCUGAAGCAGCCGAAGCACGAGCCCAACUUUCAGAAUGGGAGGAGGACUCGGAGUGGGAAGGCUUUCAGAGUGACGGCGAGGAGUUGAAGGUGUCUGCCAAACAACCGCAGCGGAAGACGCCUGCUCAAAGAAACAGGAUCAAGAGACGCAAGGAAGAGGAGCGCCGUUUGAAGCACGAGAGCAAAACCAAGUUAAAGAAGGCCCAAGCCGAGCAGAUCAAGCAAAUUGCGAAAGCCCUCGCCGAGAGAGAGGAGGCUUUGGCAUUGGCACGAGCCGAAGAGAGUGACAGCACUGCUGAAGGGAACGACGAGGAGCUUCGACGAAAGCAAUUGGGCAGACGCAAGCUGCCCGAGAAGGAUCUUGAGCUUGUUCUGCCGGACGAGCUGGAGGACUCGUUGCGACGUCUGAAGCCGGAAGGGAAUCUGCUUAAGGACAGGUAUCGAAAUCUGUUGGUGAACGGCAAGGUCGAGAUCACAAGAAGGAUACCCUUCAGGAAGCAAGCCAAGAUGAAGUCGACCGAGAAAUGGUCCUACAAGGACUUUCGUAUAUAG